Molecule: messenger RNA, 3583 nt
Organism: Sarcophilus harrisii (Tasmanian devil)
Lineage: Eukaryota; Metazoa; Chordata; Mammalia; Dasyuromorphia; Dasyuridae
Gene: MYO19
Product: myosin XIX
Exons: 25
Coding region: 528-3422 (964 amino acids)
Biological process (GO): vesicle transport along actin filament; actin filament organization
Cellular component (GO): actin cytoskeleton; vesicle; myosin complex
Molecular function (GO): ATP binding; actin filament binding; microfilament motor activity
Source: RefSeq, a predicted model, not a curated record
AGAGGGGAGGGGCUGGGAGGGGGGGAGGGAGAAGACACCUACCUCCCGGGGCCCCGCCCCCUCUCGCGAGAUUCCCGCCAGCCAACGGCCGCGCGCGGGAGCCUCUCCUAUCGUAACCGGCCCUACCCGGCGUCUUCAACGGCCGUAGCUGCAGCUCGGUUCUCGGAACCGGGACUGCCGGUCUUGACCUCUGACCCACGUCCGCACCCCAAAUUACUGCGUUAAAUCAACCCAAAACGGGGGUGGGGGGGGCGGGAGCCGCCUACCGAGGCCAGUCCAGGGCAGGCGGGCAGGCGGGCGUGAGAGGCCGGGCUAGGCCGCGGCGGCGGCGGCGGCUCUGGGCCUGGGGAGCUGAGAAGAGGGUCUGUGAGGGGCAGAGAGAUGGCGAAGUUGAUGCACCAAUUGAUCUUACAUAGAUUCCUCCAGUCCAGACUCCUUCAUCGUGCCAAUGUUCUAGCUGUCCCGUGUUCAGAACCAUAAAAUCCUCUUCACCUGUAACCCAAAGCCCCUUUGGGAAACGAAGCAAUAUGCUGCAGCAGAUCAAUGGCCAAGGCACCCACUCCCUCCUCUGUAGCAAUGACCCUCUCAGAGAAGAUCUGCAAGUCUUUCUGGAGAGUGAGAUCCAAUUGGCUGAGCUCGAUGACCUCAUCAAAGUGAACCCUGUGACUCCAGCAACAGUCCUAAGGUGUCUACAGGAGAGGUACCAGGUGGAUGUGUUCUACACCAAUGCUGGCUGCACCCUUGUGGCUUUGAACCCCUUUAAGCCUGUCUCUUACCUCUACUGCCCAGAGCUGAUGAGGGACUACCACAUAGCGCCUCAACUGCAGAAAUUAAAGCCUCAUAUCUUCACUGUGGGCGAGCAAACCUACAGGAAUGUCAAGAGCCAGCUGGAGCCUGUCAACCAGUCCAUCAUCGUCAGUGGGGAGAGUGGAGCAGGGAAGACAUGGACGUCUCGGUGUCUGAUGAAGUUUUAUGCCACCGUCACCAAUUCCUCCAUCUCUGAGGAGAGCCAUGAGAGAGUGGAGAGGAUUGAGAAGAGAGUCCUGGAUUCUAACCCAGUCAUGGAGGCUUUUGGGAAUGCUUGUACGCUCCGCAAUAGCAACAGCAGCCGUUUUGGGAAAUACAUCCAACUCCAGCUGAACAGAACUCAGCAGAUGACUGGGGCCUCUGUCCAGACUUACCUCUUGGAGAAAACUCGAGUUGCCUACCAGGCCCCACUGGAGAGGAAUUUUCAUAUCUUCUAUCAGAUCACCAAGGGAGCCAGUUCCAGUGAAAGGUUAGAGUGGCACCUGCCUGAGGGAGCAGCUUUCCGUUGGCUGCCCAAUUCUGAGAGAACCUUGGAAGAGGACUGCUUUGAAGUGACCAGAGAUGCAAUGCUCCACCUGGGCAUUGACCAUUCCAUCCAGAACAACAUCUUUAAGGUCCUAUCAGGGUUGCUCCACCUCGGGAAUAUCCGCUUUGCUGAAUCCGAGGAUGAAUCCCAGGUUUGCCAGCCACAGGAAGAUGCUAAAUGUUUUGUGAUGACUGCAGCCUCCCUGCUCCGAAUCUCCAAGGAGGAGCUGUUGGAGACCCUCCGAGUGCGAACGAUCACAGCCGGAAAGCAGCAGCAGGUGUUCAGGAAACCCUGUUCCCGGGCCGAGUGUGAGACCAGGAGAGACUGUCUGGCCAAAGUCACCUACGCCCGGUUGUUUGACUGGUUGGUGUCGAUCAUCAAUGGGAGCAUCUGUGCAGAGUCCUCCACCUGGGACACUUUCAUUGGGCUGCUGGAUGUGUACGGAUUUGAAUGUUUCCCCAACAACAACCUGGAGCAGCUCUGCAUUAACUAUGCCAACGAGAAGCUGCAGCAGCACUUUGUGGCUCACUACCUGAGGGCACAGCAAGAAGAAUAUGCUGCUGAGGGCCUGAAGUGGUCCUUCAUCAGCUACCAGGACAAUCAGAGCUGCCUGGACCUGAUUGAAGGGAGCCCCGUCAGCAUCUGUUCUCUCAUAAAUGAGGAGUGCCGUCUCAACAGGCUGUCCAGCGCCAUCCAGCUCCAGACGCGUAUUGAGAAUGCCCUGUCCAGCAACGUCAGCCUGAGCCGAGACAAGCUCAGUAAGAGCCCCAACUUCGUCAUUGCCCAUUAUGCUGGGCCCGUGCAGUACCAGAUCGAAGGCAUGGUGGAGAAAAACAAGGAUCCAGUUCCUCCAGAGCUGAUUCAGCUCCUGCAGCACUCCCGGGACUCUCUCCUACAGAAACUGUUUCCUUCCCAAGAAAAGGAACCAGAGCAGGUUUCAGGCCAGAGCAAAGCCCCUGUGGUUACUGUGGUCUCCAAGUUCAAGAGCUCCCUGGAGCAGCUCAUGCAGGUCCUGCACAGCACCACGCCUCAUUACAUUCGCUGCAUCAAGCCAAACAGCCAAGGCCAGGCCCAGAAGUUCCAGGCAAACGAGGUCCUGAGCCAACUCAAAGCCUGUGGUAUUGUGGAGACUGUUCACAUCAGUGCGGCCGGCUUUCCUAUCAGGCUCUCUUUUCAAAGCUUCCUUGAACGGUAUGACCUGCUAAGAAAACCCCAGCCAGUCCAGCCCAGCCCCUCCUCCAGAUUGUCCAGGUCUUCGCCCACCAGAGAGCACUCAGGACAGCAGCCGAGCCCCGAGGAGGAGGUCGGGCUUCAGUCUCUCAUCGGGGACAUCCUUCGGACUUUGCCCCCGAUGACUCGGCCAGCUACUGCUCUCGGAGUCCACCCGGAGGCCAGGCCGGCUCCCAGCCCAAUUCAUUGCGGCAGAACCAAGAUCUUCAUGACCACUUCUGUGUUGGAGCUGCUAGAACAGCGGCGCAUGCAGACCCUAAAUAAAUGUGCUCGGUGCAUCCAGUUCUGUUGGAGGCGGCACCAGCGCAGAAAGCUGGAGAAGCAGAGAUGGGCGGCCACUCUUCUCCAAGCAGCUGCACGUUCCUGGCUGACACGGAAACGGAUACAAAAGCUGCAUGCUGCUGCGACCUCCAUCAAGCGCGCCUGGCGGAAAUGGAGGGCCAAGAUGGAUUCCCUAGUAUCCAUAGAACUGGAUGAUGUGGAAGAAAACUGCUUUGCCAGAGUGCCUUGCCACCCCCUCUCCGGCGCAGCGCCAUGGCCCCCACGUGAGACAAUCCAGCUCUGGCCGCUGGGACUCGUGCUGGCCAGUGCGCCGGUGGGGGUGAUUGGGAUGCGGAGGAACCUGUCCCUGCAGGCCUGCCUACAGAUUCCUUGUCACAGCAGCAGCCACAAGGUGGAGGCCACCCAGUGUGACCAGGCAGGGAUCACCUCCAUCAGAGCGCUGCCCCAGGGCUCCAUCCGGUUUCACUGCAAGAAGUCCCCCUUGCUCUACGCCAACACCAGUCCCGAGGCACCGCACUGCAACAUCACCGGCUUUAAUCAGAUCCUGCUGGACAGGCACAGACUGAUCCCGGUGUGAGGCACCGCUUGCCCUUGUACCUGCCGUCUCAAGCGCUGCACUUUGUUUCCUCAGACUUGGUCUCCGGUUUUCUUUCCCUCCCUCCAACUAUCCUCAUCCAGGGACCUCUAUUAUACCUCAGAGCAGGGCUGGCAGUGGUGAUGGCAUUCAAACCAGUAGGA